AUGACGGAGGGCACGUAUCUGCGCCGAAGAGGGGGACCCUAUAAAACGGAACCUGCCACUGACCUCAGCCGCUGGCGCCUCAGCAAUGAAGAAGGAAGACAGAGAUGGAAGUAUUUCCAAGAAGAUGAAAACCCUGGCCGAGUGCAGACAGGCCUAGAAGCCCACUCACUGGGACUGGACACGAGCAGUUUCUUCAAGGACUUGCCCAAAGCUCACACGGCACAGGAUGGGGCUCUGAAUGGGAUGACUUUUUAUGCAGGGCUGCAGGCUGAGGACGGCCACUGGGCAGGUGAUUACGGUGGCCCACUCUUCCUCCUGCCAGGCCUCCUGAUCACAUGCCGUGUGGCUAACAUCCCACUGCUGCCUGGAAACAGAGAAGAGAUGAUUCGGUACCUGCGGUCGGUGCAGCUUCCUGAUGGCGGCUGGGGCCUGCACAUUGAGGACAAGUCAACAGUGCUUGGGACAGCCCUUAGCUACGUGGCUCUAAGGAUCUUGGGCUUAGGGCCUGACCAACCUGACCUAGUGCGAGCCCGGAAUUUGCUUCAUAAGAAAGGUGGUGCGACACACAUUCCCUCCUGGGGCAAGUUCUGGCUGGCCGUGCUGAACGUGUAUAGCUGGGAAGGCCUUAACAGCCUGUUUCCGGAGAUGUGGUUGUUUCCUGAGUGGAUGCCUGCACAUCCGUCCACCAUCUGGUGCCACUGCCGGCAGGUCUACCUGCCCAUGAGCUACUGCUUUGCCACAAAGCUGAGCUGUGCUGCUGAGGACCCUCUUGUGCAGAGCCUGCGGCAGGAGCUCUAUGUGGAGGACUAUGCCAGCAUUGACUGGCCGGCACAGAGGAACCAGGUGGCACCCGAAGACUUGUACACACCGCACAGCUGGCUGCUCGACAUCAUGUUUGCACUGCUUAACCUGUAUGAGCGUUACCACAGCACCAGCCUGCGGCAGUGCACCAUCCAGAGGCUGUACCAACACAUCGCAGCUGAUGACCGCUUCACCAAGAGCAUCAGCAUCGGCCCGAUCUCCAAGACGAUCAACAUGCUCGUACGCUGGCAUGUGGAUGGCCCAGCCUCUCCUGCCUUCCAGGAGCACGUGGAUAGGAUCCCUGACUAUCUCUGGCUAGGACUCGAUGGCAUGAAGAUGCAGGGCACCAAUGGCUCACAGGUCUGGGACACGUCAUUUGCCAUCCAAGCCUUCCUGGAGGCUGGUGCACAUCACAGACCAGAGUUCGCAUCCUGUCUGAAACAAGCACAUGAAUUCCUCCGAAUCUCACAGGUACCGGACAACCCCCCUGACUACCAGAAAUAUUACCGCCAGAUGAACAAGGGCGGCUUCCCCUUCAGCACGCGGGACUGUGGCUGGACUGUUGCUGACUGCACAGCUGAGGGACUCAAGUCUGUGCUCCUCCUGCAGGAACAGUGUCCCUUUAUCACUGAGCAUGUGCCCCGAGAGAGGCUGUAUGAUGCAGUCGCUGUGUUGCUGAGCAUGAGGAAUCCUGAUGGAGGCUUUGCCACCUAUGAGACCAAGCGUGGAGGGUACUUGCUGGAGCUGCUGAACCCCUCAGAGGUCUUCGGGGACAUUAUGAUCGACUAUACAUAUGUGGAGUGCACCUCAGCGGUGAUGCAAGCACUGAAGCAUUUCUACAAGCACUUCCCGGAUCACAGAGCAGGCGAGGUCAGGGAGACUCUGGAGCAGGGCCUGGAGUUCUGUCGGCGGAAACAGAGAGCUGAUGGUUCUUGGGAAGGGUCCUGGGGGGUCUGCUUCACGUACGGCAUGUGGUUUGGACUGGAAGCAUUUGCUUGCAUGGGACAGAUAUACAAAGAUGGAACGGCCUGUGUGGAGGUUACCCGGGCCUGUGACUUCCUGCUGUCCAGGCAGAUGGAGGAUGGCGGCUGGGGCGAGGACUUUGAGUCCUGUGAGCAGCGACGCUAUGUGCAGAGCGCCCAGUCCCAGGUCCACUGCACAUGCUGGGCCCUGCUGGGACUGAUGGCUGUCAGGCAUCCCAGAGUCGAGGCAAUUGAGAAGGGCAUUCAGUGUCUGCUUCGAAAACAGCUCUCCAAUGGUGACUGGCUCCAGGAAAAUAUCUCCGGGGUCUUCAAUAAGUCCUGCGCCAUCAGCUACACAUCCUACAGGAACAUCUUUCCCAUCUGGACUCUGGGUCGCUUCUCCCACCAGUAUCCCCAGAGCACCCUCGCCAGACCCCACUGA
Messenger RNA from Chrysochloris asiatica (Cape golden mole), 2205 nucleotides. RefSeq names its product lanosterol synthase (2,3-oxidosqualene-lanosterol cyclase) (gene LSS). Lineage: Eukaryota; Metazoa; Chordata; Mammalia; Afrosoricida; Chrysochloridae. Gene Ontology annotation, cellular component: lipid droplet. The transcript is spliced from 22 exons. The record is from RefSeq and is a predicted model, not a curated record. Gene Ontology annotation, molecular function: lanosterol synthase activity. Bases 1 to 2205 code for a protein of 734 amino acids. Gene Ontology annotation, biological process: triterpenoid biosynthetic process; cholesterol biosynthetic process.